AAACAUACACAGCACCAGCAUGAACCCCAGUCAGCCCCUGCCCCCCCGGGGCUGUGCCCUGUCACUGCUCUUUGGGACAGGGGGCUGCCACACAUGUUCCCUGGCAUCCCUUCCCAGGGGUGGUGACCACCCCUGGCAUCUGCUGCUGCCUGAGGGGACCUCCUUAUGGUCACUUCCCGCUCACCUUUAGGCAUCCCCUGUUUUCCCCUGCUCUGUGUUCCUAGUGAGGAAUCUUCUAGUCCAAGUUGCUUUUUAAAACCUGAUCUUGUCACUGCAUUGUGGUGGCUCCUGGGGUCUUGCUCCUAAAAAUUCAGUCUUCUGAAAACCCCUGGAGAUACCUGCUGGUGUGCGUGCAGGGGAAGGGCACGCUAACCCUGUGUGGCUGACGCUCCUCUCACACUCACUGAAAACCCCAUUUUCUUCUCUUUCCCCCCCUUGUUUUCUGCCCAGCACUUAACUGGAAUCUGCUGAUUCCUGCCUGCCCUGGCUGGCUCCCCACAGAGCCCCAGUAAAGCUGAGUAACACCCCAGGCUUGCUCCUGGGCUGGUGGUUCCUUCCUGCGCCCAGAAUAGCCAAGGAUGCUUCGUUAAGGUCAGCGUGAAGGAAAAGUGCUUGUGUCUCACAGUCUUGCCAGCUUUCAUCCUCCUCUGCACCCAGGAGAGCAACUUCCCUGCAGCUCCAGCUUUCUUCUGUGUGUGUUCUUGGUGUCUGGUGGGAUGUGGUUGGAACUCGAGCUGAACAGCAGUUGGCAGAAACGGCGGCAGAGGUCCUGGUUGUGGAGGUGGCUCCUUUCUGUGACACUUAGCCCUUGUGGGGAGAUCUGGCAUAACCAGGAGUUUCUUACUCCAAAGUGCAUUGGAAAUCUUCUCUCUGACUUGGCUUAGUUCUAGGAGCGAGCUCCAUUCUGCAGGAGAGCAGCAGGCAAGGUGUCCACUUCUUGUGACUGAAACCAUGAGCCUGGAGCUGGGUACCUUCGUCACACACUGUGUGGUCACCUUUGGGCAUUAAUCUGACACCAUCAGUUUGUACCAGCACAAAAAACGUUGCUGCAUUCACGUCUGGGGAUCAUGUGCUGCCUCUGCUGGAGAGCAGAUCUGGUUACCUUCAAUGGACAGCCCGUAAAUAAUCAACUUUUGGGAAGUGGGAUACUCAUGAAGGGGCUGGAGCAAGACCACAGCCAGUUCUCCCAGGAAUGUCUCUGGUUGUCUUUAAGCUGUACACAGCAACAGUGUUUGUGAAGGAGUUCUGGGAAGCGGGAGCCUCCAGCACAGCGGGCGCGGCGCUGCCCGUGUCUGCAGGCUUAAACCCUCUGUCCUUGGAUCCUGCCAGCAGCAGCAAAUCCCUGCAGCUCAGCAGCAGUGCUGGCCCGCGGGGGCCGGGCAGCCCUGGCGAGGAUGGGAGGGAGCUGGGCAAGAAGAGGAGGAGAGCAAACCUCCCUGCAGAUUUUGAUCCUGCUCUUGGGAUGAUGACUGGAAUCCCUCCCAUCAACCCCAUGAUGCCAGGCUUGGGAAUAGUCCCACCUCCCACCCCUCCGGACAUGCCUGCUGUGAAGGAGAUCAUUCACUGCAAGAGCUGCACCCUCUUCCCACCCAACCCACAUCUUCCCCCUCCAGCAACAAGAGAGAGGCCCCCAGGGUGCAAGACAGUGUUUGUUGGAGGGCUGCCAGAGAACGGGACAGAGCAGAUCAUCAUGGAGGUGUUUGAGCAGUGUGGGGAGGUCAUUGCUAUUCGCAAGAGCAAGAAGAACUUCUGCCACAUCCGCUUUGCUGAGGAGUUCAUGGUGGACAAGGCCCUUUAUCUCUCUGGCUACCGCAUCAGGCUGGGCUCCAGCACGGACAAGAAGGACACGGGACGCCUGCACGUGGACUUUGCCCAGGCCCGGGAUGACCUGUACGAGUGGGAGUGCAAGCAGCGGAUGCUGGCGCGGGAGGAGCGGCACCGGCGGCGCCUGGAGGAGGAGCGGUUCCGCCCGCCCUCCCCGCCGCCCGUCGUGCACUACUCUGACCACGAGGGCAGCGUGGUCGCUGAGAAGCUGAAAGAUGAAACAAAGUUCUUGGAGGCCAUACAGACCUUGCUGACAUGGAUUGAGCGUGGAGAGGUGAACAGGAGGACUGCCAACAACUUCUACUCCAUGAUCCAGUCGGCCAACAGCCACGUUCGCAGGCUGGUGAACGAGAAGGCAGCUCAUGAGAAAGAGAUGGAAGAAGCUAAAGACAAGUUCAAACUUGCUCUCUCAGGGAUUCUGGUUCAGUUCGAGCAGAUAGUGGCCGUGUACCAUUCUGCCUCCAAACAAAAGGCUUGGGACCAUUUCACGAAAGCUCAGCGUAAGAACAUCAGCGUGUGGUGCAAACAAGCAGAGGAAAUCCGUAACAUCCAUAACGACGAGCUGAUGGGGAUCCGGAGAGAGGAGGAGAUGGAGAUGUCUGAUGAGGAAAUAGAAGACCCAUCAGAGAUGAAAGAAACUGAAGAAUCAGCCCUGGUGUCCCAGGUGGAGGCGCUGAAGGAGGAGAACGACAGCCUGCGCUGGCAGCUGGACGCCUACCGCAAUGAGGUGGAGCUGCUGAAGCAGGAGCAGGGCAAGGCCAGCAGGGACGAGGACACCACCAAGGGGCAGCAGAUGAAGCUUCUCCAGCAGGCUCUGCAGGGGAUGCAGAAGCACCUUUUGAAAGUACAAGAUGAAUACAAAAAGAGAGAAGCUGAGCUAGAAAAAGUGAAAGAAGACAAAUUAAAAUUGGAAACAUUAUUAGAAAACCUGAAGGAGCAGCAAAGUAUGGCAGAUGAAGAGGACAAGGAGAGAGAUGCAAGUGAUUGUCAAGGGAAUGAGAGCAGUGCAGCCAGAGCUUGUGCCUGCAGCCAGGAGAAGGAGUGUCCAGCUGAGAAGGUGCUGAGCAGCAGUCCUGUGAGGUCUGAGCGAGAAGUCCUGCUGGUUGGAAUAAUUUCAACCUUCCUGCACGUGCACCCCUUUGGAGCCAGCAUCGAGUACAUCUGCUCCUACCUGCAGCGCCUGGACAGCAAAAUUUGCACCGCGGAGGUGGAAGUUCUCAUGACUCGACUCCAGAACACGUUCAGGCAGGAGCUGAGUGGGGUUGGGGCCAGCCUGGAGAAAAGGUGGAAGUUUUGUGGCUUUGAUGGAUUGAAAAUGACUUGAGCUGGGACUUGGUGCUGGAAACAGCAGCGGGAUGUGUAUGCCAGGAAGACCUGGGUUGCCUCUUACCUCUGCUCCUGCUGGUCACCUUGCACGUGUCACGGACUCGGGUGGGAUGGUGCAUGAGUGAAACUAGGUCCAGAGCAGCACUGGGAGAAAUGUCAAGUUCUGUAGGUAUUUUGAUCAAUUAUUUGUAAACAGUCAAGUGCUGUUCAAUAUAUUUUGGGAAAAAAAAUCCAUGUCUGAUAUUUUUAAGCACAGCGUGUUGAUGAUGUUUUGCCAACGUGGUGUUUGGUGUGCCCAAAGCUCAUCCUGACCCUUCCUUUCACUGGUAGGAGCAGCCAUAGACUGUCUGCUGAAACAACAACAGAGAGGCAUUUUUUUAGACAUUUCUAUGACUAAAAAUUGAGGUAUGUUCAAACAGAAGAAGAUUUAGAUGGCUCAGAGUUCUCCGAGCCAAACAGUUGGUUCUUUUUCAUGCUGUUUUCUCUACUAAUGGUUUAACUGGUGAGCUAAAAUGGAGGCAGUGUCCCUAGGAGUGUGUUCCUGGCAGUGCCCCCUGGGGUCUGAGCAUUGCAGAGUCAGCCUGUAAAUAUAUUUUCACACGGGCAGGGUGUUUAAUGUCCUGCUGACCUGAGUGGGGUAGAGCAUGUGCACCAGACUCUGCUUCAGUAGUGGCUUACCACCAGAUUUUCCACCCACUUUGUUUUGGAGACCAAGCUUCUGGAAGUGCUACAGGCAGCACAGACUUUUCUCCUCCUAAAUUUUCCCAAAGGCUGUUCCUUCUGUUCCCAGUAAAUUCCAGGCUCCUCCCCAACCCUCUGCAGAAGGUCUGUAAGAUGUAAAAUGCCCCAGCCUGUUGAUCCAGCCUGUCUGGAUCCCUCUGGAGAACCUCCACCCCACCAGGUGAUUGCAACACUAUCCCAGUUCUCCUACUGCCCAGCAGCUGCCCCUGCUGCCUGCCUUGGGGGAGAUGCUCCUCAGCUGGGCUGUUGAUCCCAACACCUUUCCUGAGGGAGAAGCCCCAGUUCCUACAUGACUGUUCUCAGGCGCUUCCGUGGUUUCUAACACCUCAACAACCCUUGUGUCUCUGCUGCUGUUGGAUCUCCACCCCCUGCCCCCACAGCUGGCUGGGGUGCUAUGCCCGUUGGUACAGGGACAUUCCAGAUGUGCUCCAGUGUACUCAGCACAUGGUGGAGCAGACAGAAGGACCUCAUUGGCACAUUAUCCCUCCAACAUUGCCCAAAAUCCUGCUGGUGACACCAGGCUUGGAGCCAGGUAUUGAUCUUCUGGCUCUUCCUGCUUAUCCCUUCAUCAUUCCUGCAAGUCGAGGGGUAGAAGAGAACACCACCUGUGCUCCUGAUCCCUUUCCUUGUCAACCCAAGUCCCUGAAGUCUCUCUUCAUUGCCCUUGGACUCCUCACUGCAUCUUCAUUGCUGCCAGUCUGAAGGAUCAGUAAUGGAUGAGAACAUGGAGCUGUGGGAGCUGGUGUGGCUGGAGAGCCCCUCUGAGGAGGGGCAGAGGCCUGGGCAGUUUGGUGGUGAACCAGGAGGUUGUCCUGUGGGGCAGGGCAGGGAGUGGAGAUGGGACCCACCAGCAAUGGCUCUGGGCUGUGAAAGCAAGUCUGGGCCAGGUGAGUCCUGGGUCCUGCUUCUUCUCAUCUCCAGGCUUUCUUUUCCAAGGCCCAGAGGGACUGAGGUAUUGCUGAGACUUUGUGUGCUCUUUGCCACCAGGAGAAAUCCCUUCUGCAGAUGGGCUCCCUGGACACUGGGGAUGCAGGUGGGAUGCUGCUGCAGGUACCAGAGCAGCUCUGCCUCUGGCAGUGGGUGCCUCUUGGAGCUGGGCCCCCUGCCCAGGCUGUGGGAGGUGGGAAUGGGUGAGAGGAACCUCUCCGUGGGCUCCAGGCUGCCUGCUCCCCUGGCCCCUGAUGCUGAAGGUUGGCUACACGGGAAGCAGCAGCAGAAGGUUCUAAAGAAGCAUUGUGUCACUGCAGGUGAACAUUGUAUUUGUAAGGAAUAAACACUUUUUAAUGCACAAA
Molecule: messenger RNA, 5183 nt
Organism: Apus apus (common swift)
Lineage: Eukaryota; Metazoa; Chordata; Aves; Apodiformes; Apodidae
Gene: ENOX2
Product: ecto-NOX disulfide-thiol exchanger 2
Exons: 15
Coding region: 1193-3148 (651 amino acids)
Biological process (GO): ultradian rhythm
Cellular component (GO): external side of plasma membrane; plasma membrane
Molecular function (GO): RNA binding; protein-disulfide reductase activity
Source: RefSeq, a predicted model, not a curated record